Daucus carota subsp. sativus is the source of this 2021-nucleotide messenger RNA. RefSeq names its product cytochrome P450 72A15. Lineage: Eukaryota; Viridiplantae; Streptophyta; Magnoliopsida; Apiales; Apiaceae. Gene Ontology annotation, molecular function: iron ion binding; heme binding; monooxygenase activity. Bases 37 to 1569 code for a protein of 510 amino acids. The record is from RefSeq and is a predicted model, not a curated record. The transcript has 5 exons.
AUAUAAGCCUCGACACAAGCUGAAGUUGAGUGAAAAAUGGAUGCAGCACUUGCUUCUAUCGUAUUCUCGGUAAUAGCCCUUGGCAUUCUACGCUACACAAUCAUCCUAGCAAACAAAUAUUGGUUUAGGCCAAAGCAACUCGAGAAGCGGCUGAGGGAUCUAGGGUUCCGGGGAAAUCCUUACAGGAUCAUCUUUGGAGACAUAAAAGAUGUGGAGGGAAUGAGAGCACAAGUCACAUCCGAGCCUAUGGAACUCUCCGACGACGUGGCGUCUCGAAUUCUACCGUAUCACAACCAUCUGGUCCAGACGUAUGGAAAAAAGUAUAUCUUGUGGUUUGGCGUGAAACCAAGGCUGGGCAUAAUGGAUCCGGCGCUAGUGAAGGAGAUCCUAUCCAGACCAAGCGAUUUCCAAAAGCCAAGAAAAGAUCAAAUGGCUGAGGUGCUUGGAGGUGGACUCUUCACUACUGAGGGUAGUGUAUGGACUAAACACAAGAAGAUUCUUAACCCUAGUUUUCACAUUGAGAAGAUUAAGAACAUGGUACCAUCAAUUGUGGACAGCUGCACGGAAAUGAUGAACAAGUGGAACGUGUCAUUAGACGCGAAGGAAUCCGUUGAGGUUGAUAUGUUGCCAGAAGUAGAGGCUUUAACAUUCAAUAUAAUGUGCAAUGCACUUGUAGUAGGCCGGAGUAUCGAAGAAACAGAAAAGAUACAUAAACUCCGGCUUAAGGUGAACCAACAAGCAGAAAAACUAGCAAAGCUCAUGAUCUUUCCGGGAUGGUGGAAUCUACCAACUAAGGAUGUGAAGAUUUUGAAGGACGCUCAUAGAGAAAUUGGAAUUCUAACAAAGCAAGUGGUGACUAAGAGGCUGGAAGCAAUGAAGAAAGGAGCAAGUAAUCCUGGUGAUAUGUUGGGUUCAAUGUUGGACGCUUAUCAAGAUGAAACAAGUGGAUUUACUCUAGAGGAUGUGAUUGAAGAGUGUAGAAGUUUUCACUUCGUAGGACCCGAAACUACAUCACGGUCAUUAGUAUGGGUACUCUAUGUGCUGAGCCACUAUCCGGAAUGGCAAGAAAAAGCAAGAGAAGAGAUUUUGCAGGUUUUUGGAGAUCAAAAGCCCAAUGUCCAAGGACUAAGCCAACUCAAGAUUGUGACAAUGAUUGUGUACGAAGUAUUGAGAUUAUAUCCACCAACUGGUGUGAUUCACCGAUCUAUCUCCAAAGAUACCAAGUUAGGAGAUAUGGUUAUACCAGGCUGGGUCCAGCUCACCAUACCCAUAACCUUAAUAAAUCACGACCCUGAUAUCUGGGGAGAGGAUGUGAAACAGUUCAAACCCGAAAGAUUUGCAGAAGGCGUUUUCAACUCAAAGAUGCAAUCCAUAUUCUUAGCAUUCGCAGGAGGUCCUCGAAAAUGUAUUGGACAAAGUAUGGCAAUGGUGACAGCCAAAUUUGUGAUCGCAACUAUCUUGCAACGCUACCGCUUAGAGCUUUCUCCCUCGUAUUUGCAUGCUCCCAAACAUUCCUUCCUCCUCAUACCUCAGCAUGGAAUGAAACUUGUUGUGAGCAAACGUGUCUAGCCACUACUCAAACAGUCCGUCAAGAAUAAAUCAUGUUCGGUGUGAUAUAUAUAUAUAUGUGUGUGUUAAUAAAUUAUGAGAAGUAUCUCAUUGUAUUUUUACUACCGAAGAAUGUAAGUCCAGUUAUUGAUUGUAAGCAAAGAAAUUAUGAAAAGUGUGUGGCAGUACUGUUCCAUAUUGGCCUGCCAAUUGUGUGGAGACAUCGAAAUUUCUGGAACAAAGACAACGAAGAUUAUUGCAUCCAAGAUUCUGGAACAAAGACAACGAAGAUUAUUGCAUCGAAGAGUGCGGUUCGAAAAAGAGAAUGAUCAUGGCACCAAGCACUCAUAGUGAUUAUAUUGAUAUAAUGUGCAUCCACUGCACUCUACCUCUUUUAUCUUAUUUGAACAAUUUUAUUUGAAUUAUAUAUGCAGGAAUGAGUUAUUAACUUGAAUAAAAACCGUUCUUCUGAA